UUUGGAUGAUGACGUAACGAUUCGAGUGAACCCCACCAGUGAAGUAUUAUAAUUUUGCUGCGGGGACCAAGGCGAUGUUUCGAAGCCUUCGCGUUAAUACUCCAUCGCGGAUGAUAGUCAGUCUACGUUUCAUCGCAGACGAGAUAUCGAGAUGAAGUUGAUCAUCGCAGGAGUUUUAGCGGCGCUCUGCAUCGCGACGUCCGCUUUCGGGACCCACGAACACGACAAGGUUGUUUGUUACUGGAACGCAACCUCAUUCGAACGAGAAGGUCCUGCCAAAUUCCAGAUCGACGACAUCCGCCCGGCUUUCUCACUCUGCACUCACAUAGUCUAUGCGUCCGCCCGGAUUAACGCGGAAACACAAGAGGUCGUUUCUGGCAAUCCGCAUCUCGACACCGGAGCUGGUUAUGCCUUCUACAGACUCAUCAAUCAGAUGAAGAGGAUCCCCGACGGGCCAAAGGUCCUCAUCAGCAUCGGUGGAAACGACGACCCCUACGAAGAGACCCACAAGUACCUCACUCUGACCGAAACCAACGAGGCCCGAGCAAAGUUCGUCAACUCCAUCGAACGGCUUUUGAACGAUUACGAAUUCGACGGUGUCGAUCUAGCCUGGCAGUUCCCCGAAGUGAAGGUCAAGAAAAACCGCGGUGCCAUCGGAAGCUUUUUCCACGGGGUGAAGAACUUAUUCGGUUACGGGAAAUUCAAGGACACAAAGGAGGUUGAACACCGCGACGGUUUCACCAUUCUCGUUCGUGAUUUGAAAAACCGACUCAGAACGCGAGGCAAGCUGCUCACUCUCACCGUACUUCCUCACGUCAACUCCAGUGUCUACUACGACGUUAGGUCUCUCAUUCCUAAUCUGGACGCCGUUCACCUCUUCGCUUUCGACCAGAAGACGCCGACGCGUAACCCUAAAGAAGCGGAUUAUCCAGCUCCGAUUUACGGAAGUUUCGGACGUGUCGCCGACGACAACGUCGACGCCAGUGUCAGAUACUGGUUGGAACACGGCGCUCCAGGACCGAAGGUAGUGGUCGGUAUUCCGGCAUUCGCUCGCACCUGGAAGUUAACAGCCGACAGUCAAAUCUCCGGAGUCCCACCGAUCGACGUCGACGGCCCGGGACUCGAGGGCCCGCACACCCAAACACCGGGGCUUUUGUCCUACACCGAAGUCUGCACCCGUCUCACGGAAUCCGCCGUCGGUCGUCUGAGGCGCGUCAACGAUCCCUCGAAGAAGUACGGAAGCUACGGUUACCAAGCGUACAACGAACAGACCGGGGCUGACGGCAUCUGGGUCGGAUUCGAAGACCCCGAUACCGCAGGAAACAAGGCGACCUACGCCAAGUCGAAGGGACUCGGAGGUGUCGCCGUUUACGACCUUUCCCUCGAUGAUUUCCGGGGUAUCUGCUCGGGAGAUAAGUUCCCCAUUGUCAGGGGAGCCAAGCUCAAGUUGUAAAUUUCAUUCCGAAUCAGAAAGCGAAGCAGAUUUUAUCAUCACACUUUUACAUUGAAGAGGCGUUGUAUCGAUUGUACAGUUUCUUACCGUGCGUACGAUUCGUUAUUAUAAAUAGUUUUUGUUCCUUUAUUUUGCUUAAAUAUCGACCAGGAAGUUAUACGCUGUGUAUUUUAUUCGUUUACUUAUCAUCCUGCGCAGGCGUUUGUAAAAUGUAUAGAUAUUAGAAUAAUGAUCGUAUGUGACAAUAAAAUAAAAUCAAAUGGAAACUAA
Molecule: messenger RNA, 1723 nt
Organism: Athalia rosae (coleseed sawfly)
Lineage: Eukaryota; Metazoa; Arthropoda; Insecta; Hymenoptera; Athaliidae
Gene: Idgf4
Product: chitinase-like protein Idgf4
Exons: 6
Coding region: 152-1453 (433 amino acids)
Biological process (GO): carbohydrate metabolic process; chitin catabolic process
Cellular component (GO): extracellular region
Molecular function (GO): chitin binding
Source: RefSeq, a predicted model, not a curated record